This is a messenger RNA of Patiria miniata (bat star), 3331 nucleotides long. RefSeq names its product centrosomal protein of 55 kDa-like. The transcript is spliced from 8 exons. The coding region runs from base 1843 to 2712 and encodes 289 amino acids. The record is from RefSeq and is a predicted model, not a curated record. Lineage: Eukaryota; Metazoa; Echinodermata; Asteroidea; Valvatida; Asterinidae.
AAAUUCCUGAUGAGAUUGGGGCUGGAGUUACUCAAGCCACCUGCAUUGUAAGGUUGGCGUUUCAGUAUUACAAAAUAAGGCCAAGUGCCUGCGUUUGCCCUAGAUUGUGUCCAAAAUUUUAGGUAGGAGCUGUGGAAAUUUGGGAACGUGGAGAUUCGGAGCCGUAGGACAGUAAGCGGUAUAGUAUGCCUAAGUUGAUACGUUUUCGGAAGGCUGUGGGCGCCACCAUUAAUUAACAAACGAAUGGUGGCACUAUAUUGUUUAACGUGCUCCCGUUUGCCCUGAGCUAGCUAGCUUCGAUCAAAGUCAACCAUGACAGUACAUACUAACUGGUUGUCAUUAGUGUAAUAUUUUACACUGACUAAAAUUAUUACUAAACUUCUGUCAAUACUUAACAUUAAUGUGACGUGCUGAAUUUGUGGCUCACCCCUUCACAGAAGCUCAAAAUACUUUUUCUCGUUUGGUAGAUUACUUUUUCGGUGAAAGAAUCCAGCAGAUUUUUUUGCCUCGGAUAUAAUUCUCUCUAUUAACAAUAAGAGCUCAUCUGGCCUCUAAAUCGGCAAGAAAUCGUGAGCGUACCAUUGCCGAAAUGAUAUUACUCUGGUCCUAAAAUUGAGUUAUGAUGACCCAAUGAACCAUCGUGAAAUCGUUUUUGAUCUAUCGUAUCUUAAGUUACGAUGGGUAAUCCAUCGUAAAUUUAGACAUGAUGAAUCGUAGUGUUUCGUAAAAUUGACCCUUACCUGGUCCCUAAUGUAACGAUAUGGGUUUUGGGGUUUAAAAUAAUGAAUAAUUACGAGGAGCAUGAAUAAUGUAAUGUUAUUUUUUGGCUGUUCCUUUUAGUGUACUUACCCCGCCAGUGUAAUAGCCCUAGUUAACAAGUUUGGACAUAUGUUCGUGGACAUUUAGGUCAUUUGAUAAUUCUAUCUUGAGAAUGUUUAUUUGGUAACAGUAUGUCAUCAUCAUUGUCAGUAAUCAAAGUCAACACUCCUUCUGAGUCAAUUUUAUGCGCGACGAGGGGUUGUAGUCAUUGCAUUACGGUAAGAGCGCUACCGCUCACAUGGUUUGUCCUCUUGCGAGCGAGCCGUGAAGGAAGCUUAGACCAAGCCAACUCUUGGCCAAAAGUCGCUCACUUUUCUCUCAUUUUUGGAUUCUAAUUAAGUAUUGAGUAGAUAAUGUAAGGGACAUAGAAGAGCUGAGACUUUUUGCUGAGACUGUCAAGUCACAAGCUUUGAAGGUUGACAUCUCAAGUGCAUUAGUUACAGGCCUUCUCUAUUUUAUAUCAGGGUAAGACUGUAAUUCUCUUUGUAUGCUUGAUUAAUUAGUCAUCCUAUCUAGUAUUAUUUUGGAGUGAUCAUGACACUGUCUACAAACAAUUAUUUAUAGUUUAUGCUGUAUAAUUAAAAUACCUGUUGUUUAUAAUAUUAAUUUAAUCCAAUGACUUUGGAACAAGACUUACAAAAGUUUAAGAUCAAUUCAUUUUAUUCAUGGUCAACAGGGUCUUCUUUUAUGAUCUUCUUAGUCAUCGUCUUCAUUCAGGGAACUUCAUUUGGGUCUUUCCCUGUGUCUUAUUCGGAUCUUCAUUGUCGUCUUAUUGGAAUCUUUAUUCGGAUCUUCAUCUGGAUUAUUUUGUAUAAUUGGAGAAAGUGAAUUAAAUUAAAAGUUAAUCAAGUGAAUCAGUGUAAAAAAAACAUCUGAGUGUUCCAGUUCAAUUCUACUUGCUUUCCACCUUACUCUAUCUUCAUGAGGGUGAACCUGACCACCCUUAUCAUCGUUGGGGUUGCCACCUCGCGACACUAACAAGCAUUGUAAAGCUGCCUUGAUGAGACUGGCAAGGACUUAAGAAUGGCAAGAGACGAUCUGCAGAAAGUUAAAAAUGAAAGGCAUCAUAUACAGCAGGAGCUUCAAGAACAUGAACAACACAAAGCUGAGGCCCAGGGUAACCUAGCUAGGUUGCGUGCCUCCAUUGAGAAAACGCAACAAUCACUGAUGCACAUCACAGUAGAACUCGGGACCAAGCAGGAAGCAUUGCACCAGCUGAACAGGGAUGUAGUAGAGCACCACCAAGAGGCUGAGAGUAGCCAGCAACAUGUGGAGAGAGUGCAAGCUGAUGUUGAACAGGAAGAGAACAGAUUGUCAAGACUUAUUGGUGGUAUGACUGUUGAAGCUGAGCAUCUUUGUUCUGAUGUUGCUAUGAAAAGGCAAGAAUUAGAAGAAAUAGGACUGCAAUUAAUAAAGGUACAAACACAGUGUGAGGAGCAACAACAGAGCAGAAAGACCAUCACAGAACUACAGGCACAGAUCAAAGAACUUGAGAGUGGUAAAAAAGAGCGUCUGGAGGAGAAGACUAAGCUUGUUGAAGCGCUUAACUUCUCACACUCGGAGAUAAAUUCUUUCCGGAAGGAAAAAGAAAACGUUGAGAAGAUUUUAUCAGAGACCAUGUCACAGCUUGAUGAGGCCAACGAUAGACUGUACCAAGCCAAGCAGAGGUUCAAAAACAGACAAACAGAGCUGGAGCAAGAGAUAAAAGAAGCCAAUACGGCCACUGAUGAGCACUGCUUGCAAGCAGAUAGACUCAGUCUCAAACUCAAGGAGGUCACCCAGCUAUAUAUCCAGCUCCAGUCACAGGUCAGUAGAGCAUUGGUAGUCACUUUUGUCUGCACUUCUGUAUGGCAUUAUUCAAAAAGACUUCACAGUUACAAAGUCAAAUAUUAGUUCACAUUGGGAUCUUGUAAAAUGGUUUUCCUCUGGCACUUUGUCAGAGAAACCCUGAUAUUUAUUGUCAGUCUUCAAUUAAUUGUGAUAUACAGUGAAAUCUCGAUAAGUCAAACUCUGAUAACUUGAAAAUCCCUUUAACUCGAAGUAAGAACUUAUUCCCGUCAAAAGAAUAGCAAAUCAUGUUUAAAAAUGCCUGCACUUACUCAAAAUUUCGGACCGAAAAAAAAAAAAAAACCGGUUAAGUCAAACUGGAUAUCACCAGGUGCAGAAAUAAACUUGCGUAAUUAGGCCACAGAAGAAGCUGGAAUCUUUUUGUUAAGUUAAGAAAUCUUCCAGGACCAAAUCAAUAAACCCAAACUCAGGUGUAAAAAAGCAACAAAGAUGCUAUAUUGGCGUUCAUAGUAUCCUUGAAGCAGCCUAUUCACUGCAGUAGGCCUACUGUGCAACCCAAGUGAAGCAAGGGCGGAAAUCGCUCCUUGAAAUUAUUCUCCCCGAAAUUAUAUUACUCACAAAAAGUCACAGGCUGAACGCACAACUUUCCACUCGUAAUAUUGCCAUGGGGUAUGGCAGCCAUAGCGAUGUCAUCGCAAAACUUCUGGAUCCUGGCUCUCUGCUU